Pteronotus mesoamericanus is the source of this 1833-nucleotide messenger RNA. It is a transcript of the gene DRG2, whose product is annotated as developmentally regulated GTP binding protein 2. Gene Ontology annotation, molecular function: GTPase activity; GTP binding. NCBI's taxonomy places the organism in Eukaryota, Metazoa, Chordata, Mammalia, Chiroptera, Mormoopidae. The transcript has 13 exons. Gene Ontology annotation, biological process: cytoplasmic translation. The record is from RefSeq and is a predicted model, not a curated record. Gene Ontology annotation, cellular component: cytoplasm. The coding region runs from base 129 to 1223 and encodes 364 amino acids.
GGCGCCAGAGGACGCUGUUAUCCGUGGGCUUCCGGGCACAAGCCGUUCGGGUGCAGCCGCGGCCGCCGCCCGCCGGACUUGGGGGAGCCGGCGCUGUGUCUGAAGGUGCUCCCAGCUCAGCCGCAGCCAUGGGGAUCCUGGAGAAGAUAUCCGAGAUCGAGAAGGAGAUCGCUCGGACGCAGAAGAACAAGGCCACCGAGUAUCACCUGGGCUUGCUGAAAGCAAAGCUUGCCAAGUAUCGGGCGCAGCUCCUGGAACCAUCCAAAUCGGCCUCCUCCAAAGGGGAGGGCUUCGAUGUCAUGAAGUCGGGCGACGCCCGCGUGGCGCUGAUUGGAUUCCCCUCUGUGGGUAAGUCCACCUUCUUGAGUCUAAUGACCUCCACAGCCAGUGAAGCUGCAUCCUAUGAAUUCACAACCCUGACGUGUAUCCCUGGGGUCAUUGAAUACAAAGGAGCCAACAUCCAGCUCCUGGACCUUCCUGGAAUCAUCGAAGGCGCAGCACAAGGGAAAGGCCGUGGCCGGCAGGUGAUUGCCGUGGCACGCACAGCGGACGUCGUCAUCAUGAUGCUGGACGCCACCAAGGGAGAGGUGCAGAGGUCUCUUCUGGAGAAGGAGCUGGAGUCAGUGGGCAUCCGCCUCAACAAGCACAAGCCUAACAUCUACUUCAAGCCAAAGAAGGGCGGUGGCAUCUCCUUUAAUUCGACGGUGACACUGACCCAGUGCUCAGAAAAGCUGGUGCAACUGAUCCUGCACGAGUACAAGAUCUUCAACGCGGAAGUGCUCUUCCGAGAGGACUGCUCCCCGGACGAGUUCAUCGACGUGAUCGUGGGCAACCGAGUGUACAUGCCCUGCUUGUAUGUUUAUAACAAAAUUGACCAGAUCUCCAUGGAGGAAGUGGAUCGCCUGGCCCGGAAGCCCAACAGCGUGGUCAUCAGCUGUGGCAUGAAGCUGAACCUGGACUACUUGCUUGAAAUGCUUUGGGAGUACCUGGCCCUGACCUGCAUAUACACCAAGAAGAGAGGACAGAGGCCGGACUUCUCAGAUGCCAUCAUCCUCCGGAAAGGGGCCUCCGUGGAGCAUGUGUGCCACCGCAUCCACCGGUCACUCGCCAGCCAGUUCAAGUACGCGCUGGUGUGGGGCACCAGCACCAAGUACAGCCCGCAGCGGGUGGGCCUGGCCCACACCAUGGAGCAUGAGGAUGUCAUCCAGAUUGUCAAGAAGUAGUGGCUGUGGCCAGGCCGCCCGCCCACCCUGUGCCCCUGGGGAGUUGGGUCCCGUGUGACACACCAACAGGAAGAAUCAAAUACAUGUAUUCCAGGAAGCGAUCUCUCAAGUCUCUGCUUUUUCCAGAAGCUUCCUCAGCGGGCAGAUGAUGAAGAGUAUGUGGGACAGAAGGACGAGGUGGGGGACUCGGGCUGGGCUGGGGGCGUCCCUGUGACACCAGCCUCGGGACGGGGGCUCAGCCCUGUCUGGGCACUGGGGGAGCAGGUUGCCCCCAGUCUCCCAGCCAGGGCCCCGUGCAGAUCAGCGCUCAGUGUGGGGCGGGAGCUGUGCGGCGCUGCCGGGGCACCUGGGCCUCUCCGCCCCUGCAGUGUCUCCGGUUCUCCAGCAGAGGGCCUCCUAGGACAAAGCCCUCGCCCCAGCCUGCCUGGCAGAGGGAACUGGAGGUCGCCUGCUGCACCCACCUAGCUCCUGCCCUCCACAGCCCCCGGGGGCCCUGCCGUGCCACACACCCUACCCCCCCUCCUGGCAGCCGCUGCUGGGACAAAACCCUGGACGCUGGGCUAGGACCAGGGUUUGGAUUCUUUUAUUUUCUCUUAAGCCCUCUGAUCUU